Cercospora beticola is the source of this 1308-nucleotide messenger RNA. Its product is annotated as CSN8/PSMD8/EIF3K family protein. The record is from RefSeq and is a predicted model, not a curated record. Gene Ontology annotation, molecular function: translation initiation factor activity; ribosome binding. Gene Ontology annotation, cellular component: cytoplasm; eukaryotic translation initiation factor 3 complex. Gene Ontology annotation, biological process: regulation of translational initiation. Lineage: Eukaryota; Fungi; Ascomycota; Dothideomycetes; Mycosphaerellales; Mycosphaerellaceae.
ACACAUUUCGACCUCACCAUAUCCGCAAACAUGGGCGUCGCCUUCGAUUACUACCCGGACCGACCGGAGAACAUUGACGCGAUCUUGAACGGCCUCGACCGCUACAACCCAGAGACGACCGGCGUUUUCCAGGACUACGUUGCUUCACAAUGCGAAAAUCAGCUCUACGAUAGCUACGCGAAUCUGGCGCUUCUAAAACUGUACCAAUUCAACCCGCACCUCGCCCGCGACGAGACCAUCACCAACAUCCUCGUCAAGGCCCUCACCGUUUUCCCCUCACCAGAUUACAGCCUAUGUCUGUCUCUUCUCCCAGCUCACGUUCUGCAAAAGACGGCAACAUCAGGACCCCCGGCUUCAGGAUCCCUCGCCGAAAUCGUUCAACAUCUCGGCGUCCUACACAGCCAACUGAACAACGCACAAUACUCGCAAUUCUGGGAGACACUAUCCGAUGAUGACACCUACGCGGACCUGACCGCAGAUGUCGCCGGGUUUGAAGACACCAUGCGCGUUAGAAUCGCCGUUGUUGUCUCACAAUGCAUGCAAGAAGUUGGCCGCGACGUGUUGGAGUCAUGGCUGAACAUUUCUGGCGGCAAGUUCGAGGGCUUCAUCAAGGAGGUCUGUGGCUGGACUAUUGAGGGCAACACUGUGAAGGUGCCUCUGAACAAGGAGAACGAGGCACGCAGUGUGGUGCAGAGGGAGACCGUCAAAUUUGACCAGUUCUCAAGGAUGAUCAAGAGGGCAUAUGAGCAGCCAGCAUAGAUGAGAGUGGAGACUGGGCUUGAUACCCCUACUAUGACAUGGGCAGCGCGGCGUUCAGGUUGGGAUGACUAAAAGCGGACCGUGAUCAGGUCUGGCAUGAUUUGAUGGCAUGAAGAUGAUGGCGAUGAGGCCUGAAGUACGACAUACGGCUAGAAAAGCUAGUAGGCUGGUGUGCCGCACCUUAUGCUGCCGCCCAAAGCCUCUUGGGCACAUGGCAAUCAGGAACGAGUUGUAGGCGACUGGACCGCACUCAACAGACCCUCCGAGACAUACUUAGAAUUGCUCGCAGGACAAGUUCAGCGUUGCUCAAUCAAUCGGUCCGAGGCACAUCAUAAGUCCUAUUGCCAUAUUCUGCAUAGCAAUGCUCAAAGCGUUGCAGUAUUCAGCAUACUUCAGCUCGCAUCAGUCAUUCCAAUCGGCUUGAGGCGGUGUCAAGAGCCUUGAUAGUGGGGUCUUACCCUCGAUCGAGAAAUCUUGCUGCAGAAGGCGAAGAUAGUGCGAGCUACCCACUAACAGCAUCGUAGACGACGGCGAUUGGCGCCUUGUCAA